GAGGAGCCACCGCGGACUGACAGGGAGCGGACAGAUACAGCGAUCAGAAAGGGAACACUAACCGACACUGAGAGAGAAAAAAACUCCACAGUCCCGGCAGCUGAGCGGAGAUAUACCGUACGGUCCUCACGGACCGCUUCUCCUUUCCACCUCGGGAGAUCAGAGCAAGUGAUGUGGGACUGGAGGACCUAGGAGACUCGUUCCUUUACUGUGUCUAAUUUGGGGACCUCCUUGAUUUUCUUGUCUUCAUCAUCUUUUCGGAAAUGCAAACGUCCAAGAAAGCCUUGAAAUGGUGUCAUUCUAUAACUGUGUGAGGUUGUAGCCAAUCAGCGCAGCGUCAGCACUGGAGGAGAGUGUACCAACAGUCAUGGACCUAAGAUUCAGAUGGCUGUCGCCUCUUGCCACGGGAGGUUUUCAUAUCCUGCUGCUGGCCAGACUGGUGCUGCCUUCUUACACAGAGAGCAUGCCCAGCUUCAUCAAGUCCCCUGACGAUCAGACAGGGAUUUCAGGAGGAGCGGCAUCGUUUAUAUGCCAGGCAGUGGGUGAGCCCAAACCUCGUAUUACCUGGAUGAAGAAGGGGAAGAAAGUCAGUUCUCAGCGCUUUGAGGUGAUUGAGUUUGAUGACGGCUCAGGCUCUAUGCUGCGUAUCCAGCCUCUGAGGACCCACCGUGAUGAAGCUAUCUAUGAAUGCACAGCAACCAACAGCAUGGGAGAGAUCAACACCAGUGCCAAGCUCACUGUCUUAGAGGAGGACCAGAUCCCUCAUAACUUCCCCACCAUAGACAUGGGGCCCCAGCUUAAGGUCGUAGAGAGAACCCGUACUGCUACGAUGCUGUGUGCAGCCAGCGGCAACCCUGACCCAGAGAUUUACUGGUUCAAGGACUUCCUGCCUGUAGACAUCAGCAGCAGCAACGGGCGCAUAAAACAGCUGCGUUCAGGUGGUACACCAAUCAGAGGAGCGCUUCAGAUUGAGAACAGCGAGGAGUCGGACCAGGGCAAAUACGAGUGCGUGGCAGUGAACAACGCCGGGACUCGCUACUCUGCUCCAGCUAACCUUUAUGUUCGAGAUCAACGGGAAGUUCGCCGUGUGCCUCCCCGUUUCUCAAUCCCCCCCACCAAUCAUGAGGUGAUGCCCGGCGGCAGCGUUAACCUAACCUGCGUUGCGGUUGGUGCCCCGAUGCCUUAUGUCAAGUGGAUGAGCCACGAUGUGGAGCUGACCCGGGAGGAGGAGAUGCCCAUUGGCCGCAAUGUCCUGGAGCUCACCAACAUCCGGCAGUCUGACAACUACACCUGUGUGGCCAUCUCCUCCCUGGGCAUGAUUGAGACCACAGCCCAGAUUACUGUCAAAGCCCUGCCCAAGCCGCCAACUUCCCUCACUGUGACAGAAACCACAGCCACCAGUGUCACCCUUACCUGGGACUCUGGCAACCCAGAAUCAGUGUCCUACUACGUUAUCCAGUACCAUGCCAAAGUGUCUGACAAUGGCUUUCAGGAAGUGGAUGGAGUAGCCACAACACGAUACAGCAUUGGCGGCCUCAGCCCCUGCUCAGAAUAUGAGUUUCGUGUCAUGGCCAUCAACAACGUUGGCCGGGGGCCUCCCAGCAGUAUUGUAAACACCCGUACAAGCGAGCAAGCACCCUCAUCACCUCCUCUUCAUAUCCAGGCACGCAUGCUGAGCCCCAGCACUAUGCUAGUUCAGUGGGAACCUCCAGAGGAGCCCAACGGCCAAAUCCAGGGCUACUGGGUCUAUUACACCUCAGAGCAUGAUGCCCCGCUCAGUAGCUGGCAGAAACACAACACAGAUGACAGCCACCUCACCACUAUCUCAGGCCUCACCACAGAUAUCACGUACAGCCUGAGAGUGCUGGGCUUCACCUCUGUGGGAGACGGACCUCCCUCUGAUGUCCUGCAGAUUAAGACUCAGCAGGGAGUUCCAGCUCAGCCAUCUGGUCUUGAGGCUGAGGCCGAGCUGGACUCGCGCAUUAUGCUGUCAUGGCUUUGGCCUGUCCAGGACCCCAUCAUUAGCUAUGAACUGCUCUACUGGGAAGACAACAAUCCUGCAGACAAGCAUCAUGUCACUUUCGACCCAGCAGGCUCCUAUGCAGUUGAUGGUCUAAAGCCAGAUACAUUCUACGUAUUUUCCCUGGCAGCAAAAUCUGAGAUGGGUGUAGGAGUCUAUACUCAGCCUGUCGAGGCCAGGACUGCCCAGUCCAUGCCUGGAGCUCCUCCCAGGAAGGUGGAGGCAAAUGCCCUCAACUCCACUGCCAUCAGGGUGACCUGGAAGCCUCCCCUGUCUGUGAAGCAGCAUGGCCAGAUCAGAGGCUACCAGCUGGUCUACUCCAGGUUAGAGAAUGGGGAGCCUCAUGGCCAGCCAGUCAUCAUGGACGUUUCCCUUCCUCAAGCCCAGGAGGCCAUUGUAACAGGUCUGCUCCCAGAGACAACCUACUCUGUGACUGUGGCUGCGUAUACCACCAAGGGUGAUGGAGCUCCCAGCAAGGCCAAGGUGGUCACCACCACAGGAGCAGUGCCUGGCAAACCCACAAUGAUGAUCAGCACCACCAUAGGGAACACUGCCCUGAUCCAGUGGCAGCCUCCUAAGGAGAUGGUCGGGGAGCAUGUGGGAUACCAGCUGCAGUACAAGAGAGCAGAGGAGGAAGCUUUCACUAUCAAAGACUUCAGAAAGGCAGAUGAUCAUUUCACAGUCACCGGCCUUCACAAGGGAGCCACCUACAUCUUCAAACUGUGCACCAAAAACCAAGCAGGCAAUGGGGAGGAAUAUGUAAAGGAAAUCAGCACCCCUGAGGACAUUCCAAGCAGCUAUCCCCAGAAUCUGACUGUGGUAGGCCUGACUGCCACCUCCAAUAAGCUGGCCUGGGACCCCCCUCCUCUGGCUGAGAGGAAUGGGAAGAUUGUCAAGUAUGUGGUGGUGUAUCGAGAUAUCAAUAGCCAGCACAACAACACCGACAGCACCACAGAAACACAGAUGACUGUCCAAGGCUUGCAGCCAGACACUACCUAUGACAUCAGAGUCCAAGCUUAUACGAGCAAGGGGGGAGGACCAAUCAGUCCCAGCAUUCAGAGUCGAACAAUGUCCACCUCCAUGCCAGACCUUCCCUCAGCAUUCACCAAGGACUUCAGUGUGAAGGCUGUGAUGAAAACCUCGGUCCUGCUGACCUGGGAAGUACCAGAAACUUACAAAUCUCAAGUGCCUCUCAAGAUCCUGUACAACCAGCACAGUGUGGAGGUUCCAGGCAACCUGAAGAGGAAGCUGAUCACACAGCUGCAGCCAGAUACAGAUUAUUCCUUCGUCCUAAUGAGCAGGGGGAACAGUGCCGGUGGCCUCCAGCAGCAGGUUUCCAUUCGUACAGCUCCAGACCUGCUGAAGAUGAAACCAGCUCGAUUCCAACACCAUGUAGAGGAGGUUGGGAAAGUGACCAUCAGUCUGCCCAGGAUCCCCGCUGCAGCUUCCGUCAGGUGGUACUACAUAGUGGUUGUCCCCCUAACCCUGGGUUCUCUAAGAAGAUGGGAGAACCCUGAGGACAUGGAUAUACAUGAGCUCCUGGAGGCUGGUGCUGACAGCAGUCUGCAGAGAAAGAAGAGACAGAACCAGGAUUUCCUGCAGCCCUACAUCGCUGCCAAGCUGGACGCUCUGUCUGAGAUUUUCACACUAGGUGAUGAGAAGAAAUACAAUGGCUACUACAACAAAGCUCUCCUUGACCAGCAGCAGUAUCACUGCUUCGUUCUGGCUGAAUGGACGGGCCAUGACUCUCAAAGGACUUUUGCGGCCAGCCCUUUUUCUGAACCCAUCAUGGUGAAGCUCCACAAUGGGAUGACCCAACAAACUGAGGACCCAGAGAUGCUGUGGGUGAUGGGUCCAGUGCUGGCAGUCAUUCUCAUCAUUAUCAUUGUUAUUGCUAUUCUACUCUUUAAGAGCAAACAAGAAAGGAAACAAACCUCUCAAGCCAAGGAUGAGCACAUGGCCGGGAUCAAGGACUCACUGUUGGCCCACUCCUCAGACCCUGUGGAGAUGAGGAGACUGAACUAUCAGACACAAGGCAACAGUGCCUUCUACUGCCUUAAUCAACCAAGAAUGAGGGAACACCCUCCCAUCGCUAUCUGUGACCUGGCAGACUACAUAGAAAGACUUAAGGUCAAUGACGGUCUGCUCUUCUCCCAGGAAUAUGAGUCUAUAGAUCCAGGACAGCAGUUCACCUGGGAGCACUCCAAUCUGGAGGUCAACAAGUCAAAGAACCGCUAUGCAAAUGUUAUUGCCUACGACCACUCCAGGGUCAUCCUCACACCUGUGGAUGGAGUUCCUGGGAGCGACUACAUCAAUGCCAACUACAUUGAUGGCUACAGGAAGCAGAAUGCUUACAUUGCCACACAGGGGCCCCUGCUGGAGACGCUGAGUGACUUCUGGAGGAUGGUGUGGGAGCAGAGGACCAGCACCAUCAUUAUGAUGACCCGCCUGGAGGAGAGGUCACGGGUGAAGUGUGACCAGUAUUGGCCCAGUCGAGGCACAGAGACAUAUGGGAUGAUUCAGGUGACCAUGCUGGACACUUUGGAAUUGGCUACAUACAGCAUACGCACAUUCGCUCUCUAUAAGGAAAAUUGUGUUGUUUCACCUGAGUUGUAGCAGACCAGAAAGAAGAUGCUCUGGAGGGG
Molecule: messenger RNA, 4665 nt
Organism: Epinephelus moara (kelp grouper)
Lineage: Eukaryota; Metazoa; Chordata; Actinopteri; Perciformes; Serranidae
Product: receptor-type tyrosine-protein phosphatase F-like
Exons: 29
Coding region: 368-4636 (1422 amino acids)
Biological process (GO): protein dephosphorylation
Molecular function (GO): protein tyrosine phosphatase activity; protein binding
Source: RefSeq, a predicted model, not a curated record